Mycena indigotica is the source of this 585-nucleotide messenger RNA. RefSeq lists its product as uncharacterized. Bases 85 to 585 code for a protein of 166 amino acids. NCBI's taxonomy places the organism in Eukaryota, Fungi, Basidiomycota, Agaricomycetes, Agaricales, Mycenaceae. The record is from RefSeq and is a predicted model, not a curated record. The transcript has 2 exons.
UUGAAUCAGGAUAAAAAUGCAGUUGUUUCUCGUCCACCUCAGACCUCGGAAGCAACUCUCAAAACAGACACCAACGCGUUAACCAUGUUGUCGCCCCCGUCCAGCCGUGGCUCUUCUCCUUCGCCGUCAUUAUUCCUCGGUUCAGACUACUCAUAUAAUCCGCGAGGCAGCUUUUCCUCCAUAGCUUCUUCAGCGGACACUCCCCUAUCUACCCCGCGACCUCUGCAUGCACCACCCCUGGUGGCCAAGGCUCAUAGUUGGGAAGGUGCCCAGCUUACCCGUCGACGACCAGGCAAACUCGUCAAAGCUAAACGCAGCUUCCAUAAACCCGAAGGUGGCAACGCGUCUCUUGUGCGCAGGAAAUACUCUGUGCCGAGUGUCAUCGUGACCAAGACUGACGAUUCGGAGCAGAAGGACCAAACUAGAUUCCUACAUCCAGGGGUACUCACAACUCAGACCUAUAUCUUUGUGCUCGGACUGAAUCCUGACGGUAGUGAACAGCACGGACCACCGACAGAACUUGUCAUGUGGACUUGUUGUGGCGAGGAAGAAUGCGCCAUCGGUUGCGCGUUGUUGAUCUGCUAA